Microthlaspi erraticum is the source of this 3435-nucleotide messenger RNA. NCBI's taxonomy places the organism in Eukaryota, Viridiplantae, Streptophyta, Magnoliopsida, Brassicales, Brassicaceae. The record is from the annotation of a GenBank genome assembly.
AUGUUGGAGAAGAUCGGAUUACCGGCGAAGCCUUCUCUGAGAGGAAAUAGUUGGGUCGUUGAUGCUUCUCAUUGUCAAGGAUGUUCUUCUCAAUUCACUUUCAUCAAUCGAAAGCACCAUUGCCGGAGAUGUGGGGGAUUGUUCUGUGGUAGCUGCACACAGCAGAGAAUGUCUCUACGUGGACAAGGAGACUCACCUGUGCGUAUAUGUGAUCCAUGUAAAAAACUUGAAGAAGCUGCUCGCUUUGAGCUGCGUCAUGGCCACAAAACUAGACCUACAAAAGCAGGUAGCUCUAAAAGGACAGUAAAGAAUGAGGAUGAUGUUCUGAGUGAGAUUCUGGGAUCAUCUGAUGUUGAUGUGUCUUCUUCAUCGGAAUCAGUGGCAAGCAGUAGUAGUAACAAAGAUAUGGAGUUAGAUGCUAGUCCUGAAGAGAUGCGAAAACAAGCAGUAGAAGAGAAGAAUAAGUACAGAGUUCUUAAAGGAGAAGGGAAGUCUGAAGAAGCGUUAAAAGCGUUUAAGAGAGGGAAAGAACUUGAGAGACAAGCAGACGCUCUAGAGAUAUCGUUAAGAAAGAACCGGAAAAGGGCAUUGUCGAUGCAAAGUGUUGCUGAGACGCAGAACAAGGCUGCUACGAAAGAAUCUAGCAAGUCGCAAAAGCCUCCGCGGCAAGGAGGAGGUAAAGGAAAUGAUGAUUUGGCAGCUGAGCUGAGGGAUCUCGGGUGGUCUGACGAUGAGGAUAAAAAACCUGCAAAUGUUAGUUUGGACGGCGAGUUUUCGUCUCUUCUCCGUGAGAUUCCUCCAAGGACUAACCCAAAGAAGAGUGGGGGAAUUGACAAGAGUCAGGUUAUUGCCCUUAAGAGAAAUGCUCUUGCGCUAAAACGUGAAGGGAAGCUUGUAGAAGCUAAAGAGGAACUGAAAAAGGCUAAAGUUUUGGAAAGGGAGCUCGAAGAGCAGGAGCUUUUGGGUGGGGCUGAUGAAUCAGAUGAUGAGAUAUCUGCGCUUAUUAACAGUAUGGAUGAUGACAAAGAAGAUGAUCUGUUAGCUCAAUACGAGGGAAGUCAUCAUGAUAUUGAUUUCAGUAACCUUGUGGGAACUGUAGAUGAUAUCGGAGUUCAUGGUGAUUUUGAUGUCACAGAUGAAGAUAUGGAGGAUCCAGCGAUCGCUGCUGCGUUAAAAUCUCUUGGCUGGUCUGAGGAUCCUGGACACCGUGAAAAUGUCCGUCCUCAACCAUCUCCUAACAACAGAGAAGAACGUUUAGCUGAAAUUCAGAAAUUGAAAAGAGAGGCUCUUACUCUAAAACGAGCUGGAAAUGCUGCAGAAGCCAUGGCUACGCUGAAGAAGGCGAAAUUACUUGAGAGGGAAAUAGAGGCUGCUGAUACGUCCUCUCAAACUGUUGAUACGACUAUGGAAGAGCGUGUCGCGAGCUUGAAAGUUCCUCCCAGAAGCAGGCUAGCGAUUCAGAGAGAACUUCUUGCUGUGAAAAAGAAAGCGCUUACUUUGAAAAGGGAAGGGAAGUUUAACGAAGCUGAAGAAGAGUUGAAGAAAGGAGCAGUUCUCCAAAACCAGCUUGAAGAGCUGGACAACUCCUCAAAGGUAGCUGCAGCAGGAAAGGCAAGUCGUGAAAAAGGAAAACAUGGAAAUGAUCUGCCUGAUGUUUCUAUGAAUGCUCUGGAUGAUGAUGGUGAGGUAGAUGUAAAAGAUGAGGAGUUAAACGAUCCGAAUUACCUCUCCAUGCUCAAGAGCUUAGGCUGGAAUGAUGAAGACAAUAAUCCUGCAGGUUCUUCUUCAUCAACACAGCCUGAACCAGUUAGUUCUCAACCAAAACGAAGAAGAAGCAAAGCUGAAAUACAACGAGAGCUCCUAGGGCUGAAAAGAAAGGCUUUAACUUUGCGGCGGCAGGGAAAUGUUGAUGAAGCAGAGGAAGUUCAAAACCAGACAAAGCUACUGGAAGCGGAGAUGAUCGAGAUUGAAAAUUCAGGCAAGAGUUUUCAUGCUGAGAGUGAUCAGCUAAAGAAGAUAGCUACUGAUAGUGGAAACAAUGAAGGAGAUGAUAACGUUACAGAAAAUGAUAUGAAGGACCCAGCACUACUGUCGACUCUUAAGAAUCUGGGAUGGGAAGAGGAUGAAGAAAACAAGAAAGAAGAAGCUCCCGUUAGCUCUAUGUACUCUACAGGUCCAAGAACAGCAGCCAAAACGAAGGGACAAAUCCAAAGAGAACUCCUGGACUUGAAAAGGAAGGCACUUGCCUUCAAGCGUCAAGGGAAAACCGGAGAGGCUGAGGAAUUAUACAGUAAGGCUAAAGUCUUGGAAGCACAGCUAGCAGAAAUAGAAACCCCCAAGGAUGAGCCUAUGGUUGAAGCUUUUAGCGUAGACAAAGUUUCAGCUUCCGCAAGCAACCCUACAAAUUACAUGGACGUUGAUGAUUUACUAGUUGGUUUUCAAAUGGAGAACAACGCAGUCAAACCUGCUAGUGUUUCUCAUGGUGCUCAAGAUAAUUAUGACUUGUUAGGAGACUUAAUCAUCUCCCCUGCUAAAUCCAGUUCCCCUGAAAGCAGAGUUGUUUCUGAAUCAGUCCUGCCGCAACCAAAUAUGAUGGAUUUUCUAACCGGUGAGCAUUGUGAGAGGUCUCAGUUUCCUCCAGAAAUAGGAAAAGCUGAGACCAAGUCUAGUCAGGGCACUGAACAAACUGUGGCACGUGAAGAGUCAGCGCCGCCUGGUAAUGUGAAACAAGAGAUUCUGGCUUACAAGAGAAAGGCACUUGCUUUCAAGAGAGAAGGAAAAAUGAGUGAAGCCAAAGAAGCAUUGCAACAAGCAAAACUGUUGGAGAGGAGACUACAACUACAAGAAGGAGGAGAAGAUCCUUCUCCUGAAAAGCUCGGACGAGAUGAUACUGUUUCGGUUUCUGCAAUGCAUAGAGAGAAAGAGAAUAGUCCUUCUUCAAGUUCAGCUCCAAAGGCGAUGUCUAGCCGUGACCGGUUCAAGAUUCAGCAAGAGUCGCUGAGCCACAAACGUCAAGCGAUGAAGCUUCGUAGGGAAGGUAAAAUGGAAGAAGCUGAAGCUGAGUUUGAAAUCGCCAAAACUCUUGAAGCUCAGUUAGAAGAUUCAUCAACAUCUAAACCAGACCAAGCGGGGGACGAUGUAGCAGUUGAAGAUUUUCUCGAUCCUCAACUCUUAUCUGCCCUCAAAGCCAUCGGAAUAGACAAUUCCAUGAAUCCAUCAGUGACUACAACACCACAAGCUGCUGUGAAACCGAAUCCAGCAAAGGAGAGUAGUGACAAUAAUAGUCAAGAGAGGAGUCAAUUAGAGGAACGGAUCAAAGCAGAGAAGAUAAAAGCUGUGACACUGAAACGUGCAGGGAAGCAAGCAGAGGCAUUAGAUGCUCUUCGAAGGGCAAAACUCUAUGAAAAGAAACUAAACGCUCUUGCUUCGAACUGA